This is a messenger RNA of Cooperia oncophora, 744 nucleotides long. The record is from the annotation of a GenBank genome assembly. Lineage: Eukaryota; Metazoa; Nematoda; Chromadorea; Rhabditida; Trichostrongylidae.
AUGGCUAGAGAACUGCAGAAACACCGUGAUACAAUUCAGGCUCGUUGGGAGAUGGGUCACUGGACAGAUUGUAAACAAGUCACUUGUGGAGUUGCCGGUUACCAGGCACGAGAAGUGACCUGCAGCGUGAUGGUAGACGGAGUGCGUCGAACAGGUGAUCCACGGCUGUGCACUGCUUUAGCUUCAUCCCGUCCACCUGAGACAAGACCCUGUCAUAAAGAAGAAUGCCCACGAUGGGAUGCAAGCGACUGGACAGAGUGCUCAUCUGCUCCUUGCCAACGAAAUGGCAUUGCAAAACAGCGUCGUCAUGUGAGAUGUCUGACAUCCAGCGGAGAAGCUGUGAGUGAUGAGAGUUGUGACAAGACGCAGAGACCGAAAACGCGCAAGGAAUGCGAAAAUCCAAGCUGUAAAGCGGAAUGGCAUGCAUCUGACUGGGGCUCGUGCUCAUCGAACUGUGGCACAGGAGGGGUACAGCUUCGGCUAUUAUCCUGUGUAUGGUCAGCGAGUCGUGCUGCAGCUGGACGAAACUGCGAAGGACGACGUCCACCAGCAGCUCGUUCUUGUCCGCUUGCUGGUUCGCUUCCUCCUUGUACUCCUACUGCCCUCCCACUACAACAAGAUGAAUCUUGCGAAGACAACUCGCGCUACUGUGAUAUUAUCAAAGUGUUCCACUCGUGCGACUCUGGUGAGGUUCGUCAGAAAUGUUGUGCGACGUGCAAAUAUGUGGAGAAACGACGUCGUUGA